AUGCAAAAUACAAAUCAAAUUGACGCACAAUUUCAAGCUACCUUUAAAAAAUAUAAGAAAAAUUUAAUUGAUCGUUGUAUUUCCUUUAGUUCAUCUAAUCAUGAAGAAAUAAUUUACAAAGGUGAUGGGACAAGGGUUAUUAAGAUAUAUGAUACAUUCGCAAAUAUGGAUAUG
This is a messenger RNA of Dentiscutata heterogama, 174 nucleotides long. The record is from the annotation of a GenBank genome assembly. NCBI's taxonomy places the organism in Eukaryota, Fungi, Glomeromycota, Glomeromycetes, Diversisporales, Gigasporaceae.